Messenger RNA from Didymodactylos carnosus, 4787 nucleotides. The record is from the annotation of a GenBank genome assembly. NCBI's taxonomy places the organism in Eukaryota, Metazoa, Rotifera, Eurotatoria, Philodinida, Philodinidae.
UGUCGUUUCUAAACGCGUUUACCAAACGAAAAAAAUUCGAAGUUAUAUCAUUUUAACGUCGUUAGAAAACGCGUUCAACAGAAACGCCAGAAAACGGUUAAUUUAACGGUCGUUAGCAAACGCGUUGUCGAAGAACGCGUUAUUCUAAACUUUUGAACGACAAAAAGCGCGUUUAAACGGCUCUUUUAACGAUCGUGCGCUAACGCGUUUAUAAAUGGCUGUUCGCUAACGCGUUCCGGAAAACGCGUUUAAACGACAAAAAAAACGCGCUGGUUUUGAAACCUUUAACGCGUUUUCUGGUCGUUAAAAACGAAAAAAAACGCGUUUUUUGUCAGUUUUAUUUUAGAUCAUCAGUUUUGUACUUUCUUUAUUAUAGACUUUCAACUAUUUUUAGAUCAGUCCCACUGGGUAGCCAAGUCUCACCUUUGGCUUUACCAAAAUUUUCUAUUCUCACACGGUUUUAUUUCGUUUUUAACGAUCAAAAAACGCGUUAAAUGUUUCAUCUGAAACGUGUUUUAGAACGUUUGAAAACGCGUCUUUUGUACGUUUUUAACGCAAAAGUAACGCGUUCUCUAACGCGUUGCGAAAUUCCGAAAAACGCCUUUUCAAACGAAUAGAUAAAAGAAAAACGCGUUUAAACGACAAAAAGAAACGCGUUGGUUCUGAAACCUUUAACGCGUUUUUUGGUCGUUAAAAACGAAAAAAAAACGCGUUUUUUUGUCAAUUUUUUUAUCCCUGGGUAUAACAAGAACUUUCGAAUGGUAUAUAGCAGUGACACAAUGAUAUUAAACCCACAGAAAUCAUCCAUUAGUCAGCAUGAUAUCGUUAUCCAACAUCUCUGUUCUAGAAAUUCACAAACGGAAGGCUUCUGACAUACAUCUGCUAAGCCUUCAUAAUGCACAAAUUAAAAACUUUUAACAAUUUCAUAAUAUCCUCAAGUGUUAGCCUUGGCAGUGUGCAAAAUAGUCACUUAUAUUUACUUUAAUUAUUUUACAUGAAAAUCUCUAAAAUUUACAAUAAAAGUUUCAGUUUAAUUCCUUUCCUACUAUUUUUUCAUGGUUUUGUUAGUCACACCAUUCGAAGUUCAGGUUCGAAAUCAAAUUUUUAUUUCUUUAUCCUUUUAUUUAGAAUUUCAACCGGAUAAUAUUAGAUCAAAAUCUGCUGCGGCAGCCGGAUUAUGUGCGUGGGUUAUUAAUAUUGUCAAAUUUUAUGAAGUCUACUGUGAAGUUGAACCCAAACGACUAGCUCUAGAAAAAGCAAAUGCCGAGUUGAAAGCGGCUCGAGAUAAAUUAGAGAUUGUUAAUAAACAAGUGGCGCAAUUAGAAGAAGCAUUGGCGAAACUAACAGCUGAGUAUGAUACAGCCAUGUCCGCAAAACAAAAAUGUCAAGAGGAAGCUGAUCGUACAGCAUAUACAAUAUCAUUAGCCAAUCGACUCGUCGGUGGGUUAGCCUCGGAAAAUGUUCGAUGGCGUGAAGCUGUUGCUGGUUAUCGGCUAUCUGAAAACACGACGCCUGGUGAUGUUUUGCUCAUAACAGCAUUUGUAUCCUAUAUGGGAUGUUUUACAAAAACUUAUCGUGUCGAUUUAAUGGAAAAUUAUUGGAGACCAAAAUUAUCCGAAUUGAACCCUCCAAUACCUGUUACUGCCGAGAUCGAUCCGUUAACAUUAUUAGUCGAUGAUGCGGUUGUUGCUGGUUGGAACAAUGAAGGUUUACCAUCAGAUCGCAUGUCAACUGAAAAUGCAACAGUUUUAACGUGUUGCGAAAGAUGGCCUUUAAUGAUUGAUCCGCAAUUACAAGGCAUAAAAUGGAUUAAACAACGUUUUGGUGAACGUAUUAAAGUCAUUCGUCUUGGACAAAAGCAAUAUCUGGAUAAAAUUGAGCAAGCAAUAAUAGAUGGUAGUGUAUUGUUACUCGAGAAUAUUGAUGAAUCAAUUGAAGCCGUAUUAGACCCAUUAUUGGGAAGAAAUACCAUUAAGAAAGGAAAAGCAAUUAAAUUAGGAGAUAAAGAAAUUGAAUAUCAUCCAGGUUUUCGUCUCAUAUUACAAACAAAAUUAGCUAAUCCACACUAUAAACCCGAAAUGCAAGCUCAAACAACAUUAAUUAAUUUUACCGUCACUAAAGAUGGUUUAGAAGAUCAAUUAUUAGCUGAUGUUGUAGCUAAAGAACGUCCUGAUUUAGAACGACUGAAAUCAGAUUUGACGAAACAGCAGAAUGAAUUUAAAAUAACAUUGAAAAAAUUAGAAGAUUCUCUUUUGGCUCGUUUGUCAUCAGCUGAAGGCAAUUUUCUGGGAGAUACAGAAUUGGUGGAAAAUUUAGAAAAUACAAAACGUACUGCAACUGAAAUUGAAGAAAAAGUCAAAGAAGCAAAAGUAACAUCGAUUAAAAUUGAUGAAGCUAGAGAAUUGUAUCGACCAGCUGCUGCCAGAGCUACAUUCAAAGUUGUAUUUGCAUCUGCUAUCGAACGUGCUGAACCAGAUGAAGAUGUUAAAAAACGUGUAUUGAAUUUAAUCGAUUCUAUUACCUAUUCGACAUUUAUUUAUACUACACGAGGUCUAUUCGAAAAACAUAAACUCAUAUUUACGUCACAAAUGGCAUUUCUGAUCUUACUUGUUCAAAAAGAAAUUGAUAUGAAAGAAUUAGAUUUUCUUUUACGUUUUCCGAUUGUACCUAAUGUCACAUCACCUGUAGACUUUUUAAACGAUUUCUCAUGGGGCGGAAUAAAAGCCUUAUCACAAAUGUCAGAAUUUACAAAUCUCGAUCGAGAUAUUGAAGGCUCAGCUAAACGAUGGAAAAAAUUUGUUGAAAUGGAAGCGCCAGAAAAAGAAAAAUUACCACAAGAAUGGAAAAAUAAAACACCGUUACAAAAACUGUGUAUGAUGAGAGCACUAAGACCAGAUAGAAUGCUCUAUGCCCUAAGUUUAUUCGUUGAAGAAAAACUUGGCAAACAAUUUGUUGAAAAUCGUGCAGUGCCUUUCACAAAAUCCUAUGAUGAAACGACACCCAGUACGCCAGUAUUCUUCAUUCUAUCACCUGGUGUGGAUCCAAUUAAAGAUGUGGAAGCAUUAGGAAAAAAAUUAGGAUUUUCAUCAAAUUUGAAAACAUUUCAUAAUAUAUCACUUGGACAAGGUCAACAAGUUAUCGCGGAGGAAGCAAUGGAUAUUGCAUCAAAAGAAGGACAUUGGGUCGUGUUACAAAAUAUUCAUUUAGUUGCCAAAUGGCUACCACAAUUAGAAAAGAAAUUGGAACAAUGUGCAGAAAAUAGUCAUGAAAAAUUUAGAAUGUUUGUGUCAGCUGAACCAGCUGGUGAUCCAGCUGCCCAUUGUAUUCCGCAAGGUAUUCUUGAGUCGGCUGUCAAAAUUACGAAUGAACCUCCAACAGGUAUGCAAGCUAAUUUGCAUAAAGCAUUAGAUUUAUUCAAUCAAGAUACGCUUGAAAUGUGUGCAAAAGAAACGGAAUUUAAAUCAAUUCUAUUUGCUCUCUGUUAUUUCCAUGCAGUUGUUGCUGAAAGACGUAAAUUCGGUGCUCAAGGUUGGAAUCGUAAUUAUCCAUUUAAUAAUGGUGAUUUAACAAUCAGUGUUAAUGUAUUGUACAACUAUCUUGAAGCAAAUCAAAAAGUACCUUGGGAGGAUUUACGUUAUUUAUUCGGUGAAAUUAUGUACGGAGGUCAUAUUACAGAUGACUGGGAUAGACGAUUAUGUAAAACUUAUCUUGAAGAGUAUAUGAAUCCCACAAUGUUUGACGGUGAACUCUAUUUGGCACCCGGUUUUCCAAUUCCGCCUUCAACAGAUUAUAAAGGCUAUCAUCAAUAUAUUGAUGAAUUUUUACCUCCGGAAAGUCCAUAUUUGUACGGUUUACAUCCAAAUGCUGAAAUUGACUUUUUAACAAUAACAUCCGAAAAUCUAUUCAAAACGGUAUUAGAAAUGCAGCCACGAGAUGCAGGUGCUCUCGCUGCAGGUGAAGGUCAAGCAAUGACAAGAGAAGAAAAGAUUAAAGUGAAAUUGGAUGAAAUCUUAGAUAGACUACCCGAUGAAUUUCCUGUCCGAGAAUUAUAUGCUAAAGCUGAAGAAAAGACUCCAUAUACCGUUGUAGCAUUGCAAGAAUGUGAAAGAAUGAAUUUAUUAACUCGAGAAAUGAGACGAUCGUUGAAAGAACUCAAUUUAGGAUUAAAGGGUGAAUUAACAAUAACAGCUGAUAUGGAACAGCUGCAGGAUGCUCUAUUUCUUGAGCAUGUACCAGCUGCAUGGACAAAACUUGCUUAUCCAUCAAUGUUUGGUCUUUCUUUAUGGUACAGUGAUUUAUUAUUGCGUAUUAAAGAAUUAGAAUUAUGGACGGGUGAUUUUCAAUUACCCGCCGCUGUAUGGCUAGGUGGUCUGUUUAAUCCUCAAUCAUUUUUAACAGCUAUUAUGCAAACAACAGCAAGAAAAAAUGAAUGGCCAUUAGAUAAGAUGUGUUUGUCGGUUGAUGUAACAAAAAAAACGAGAGAAGAAUUAGGUGGUGCACCACGAGAAGGUGCCUAUGUACACGGUCUGUACAUGGAAGGAGCACGAUGGGAUACACAAACUGGACAAUUGAGUGAAGCAAGAUUAAAAGAGCUAACACCAAUGAUGCCCGUUGUCUUUGUCAAAGCAAUACCAGUCGACCGUCGUGAAACCAAAAAUAUUUAUGAAUGUCCUGUUUACAAAACAAAACAGCGUGGUCCAACAUUUGUUUGGACAUUUAAUUUACGAACAAAAGAAAAAGCAGCAAAAUGGGUAUUAGGUGGUGUUUGUUUAUUAUUAGCCGUGUAG